This is a messenger RNA of Knipowitschia caucasica, 2667 nucleotides long. NCBI's taxonomy places the organism in Eukaryota, Metazoa, Chordata, Actinopteri, Gobiiformes, Gobiidae. The record is from the annotation of a GenBank genome assembly.
AUGACGAGGCAAAUUGCUGUCAAAGCACUAGGUAUUGGAAAAAAUGUAGUCUGUGAGAAAGCUGCAACUGCAGUGGACUCAUUCAAGAUGGUUGCUGCUGCCCGGUAUUAUCCUCAACUACUCAGCAUAAUGGGGAGUUCACUGCGUUUCCUCCCAACAUUUGUUGCAAUGCAAAAGCUGCUACUUGAGGGAUAUGUUGGAGAGGUGCAGGUGUGUGACGUACGAGUGUAUGGACCCAGCCUUCUGGACGAGUCGUACGGCUGGACAUGCGAAGAGCUAAUGGGAGGUGGUGGACUACACACCAUUGGUAAAAUCCCAGGGAAAAGUGACGUGUCGUACGUGGGAUCAAAGAUGGCGGACGGCAGCUCUGUGGCAGUGAGGAGAUGCGGCUCGGGUUCUGCAGUCAGUAUGGACACAAUAUCAGCGCUGACAGAACUCGAGGAUUUAGAAAACGUUUAUCAGCAGCUUUGUUCAGAAGAGAAUGAAGUGGAAGCUGAACUGGAUCGACUGGUUGCGCAGGAAAGCACCAUCCACACAAAGAUGCUGGCUUUGCAGAGAAUGGGUCCUAAACUCCAGCUAAUUGAGGGGGAUGCCAGCCAACUGUCAGGCAUGAUCACUUUUACCUGUAGCUUGGCUGAAAAUGUCAGCCGCAAAGUGAGACAGCUUGAUUUGGCCAAAACACGUCUGUAUAAUGUUAUCCAGCGAACCGAUGAUAUCUUAGACCUGAAGUUUUGCACAGACGGUGUUCAAACAGCGCUCCGCAAUGAAGAUUUUGAGCAGGCUGCAGCUCACAUUCACAGAUACCUUUCUCUUGACCAAUCCGUAAUUGAACUGAGUCGACAAGGAGAAGAAAGUAGUUCUGUGGACGCCAGUUUGGUUUUGCUCCAAGAGGCAGAGCAAAAACUAAAAGUUAUUGUUUCUGAAAAACUGGAUGAAGCCGUGGCUGCUGUUGAUCUUGCACAGGUGGAAAGGUUCUUUAAAAUAUUCCCCUUGUUAGGACUCCAUCAGCAGGGACUUUCACGCUUUGGAAAAUAUCUCUGUGCUCAGCUUGCUGCUAAAGCUGAAGAGAACUUGAUUUUAGCUACAGGAGGAGAUGUGGGCGACAAGAGGGCGCCUCUUAAAUUUGCGGACACAUUAACGCUUUUGCUUGAAGGUAUUGCACGUGUAAUUGAAACUCACCAGCCAAUAGUGGAAACCUAUUAUGGCCCAGGGCAUCUCUAUACAUUGAUAAGACAUCUACAGGAGGAGUGCGACAAGCAAUCUCAGAAAAUUGUUGAAAAGUUUAUUCAACAGAGAGGAUAUCACAAUAAGUUCCAGGUAGUCCAAAACAGCAUGUUGAAAACUCUUCCAGGUGAAAGGACUGAGCCCAGGGAGUUGGAUCCAGUCCUGGCAGAAGUGACAUUGAUGAACGCAAGAGCAGAGUUAUAUCUACGGUUCUUACGCCGCCGGAUGCUUGCAGACUUUGAAGUUGGCGAUAUACAGAGCAUUACAAAGGAGCACCAGCAGAAUGUAGAGAAACUUCUUAAACAUUGUCAACUGAGUAGAACAAUGCAAGAGCUAAUUGGCUACUACAUUCCAAUGGAGGAGUACUACAUGAGAGAAUCUGUAAACAAGGCCGUUACCAUGGACUCGUAUGAGAAAGGCCAGCUCACAUCCAGCAUGGUGGAUGACUGUUUUUACAUUGUGAAAAAGUGUAUUAGUAGAGCAUUAUCCAGCUCGAGUAUAGACUGCUUGUGUGCCAUGAUCAACCACGCUAACUCUGUGCUGGAGUCGGACUUCAGGGAAGUAUUGUUUAAUAAGUUGCGACAAGGUUUUCCAGCUACUACCCUCCAGGACAUCCAGCGUGGUGUCAGUAGUGCCGUCAGUUUGAUGCAAAGUAGCUUACAGCAGGGGAAAUUCAACACCAUGGGUAUAGAAAGCACUGAAAACGCAAAGGCUGCCUUUUUGGUGACCUUGAAUAAUGUUGAGGUGUGUAGUGAGAAUAUUUCUACUUUAAAAAGGAACCUUGAGAAUGACUGCGGCAAGCUGUUUACACAGGGCACCAGCUCUGUCGAACAAGCUAAAAUUGAAAGCUGUUUGUCAGAUCUUGUCAACACUUCCACAAAGUUUAACGAUCUUUUACAGGAGGGUUUAACGGAGUUGAACACGACAGCCAUAAAACCUCAAGUUAAACCAUGGAUUAGCAGUUUUUUGUCUAUUUCACAUAAUAUUGAAGAGGAUGAGUUUAAUGAUUAUGAAGCCAAUGAUCCUUGGGUGCAACAACUCAUUGUCAACUUGGAACAGCUCAUGUGUGAGUUUAAGAUGGCCCUCUCACCGGUUAUUUAUGACACCUUGACCUGCCUAAUGACCACCUUGAUAUCUAUUGAACUGGAGAAAACAGUCCUCAAGUGCUCAUUUAGUCGGCUUGGAGGGUUGCAGUUUGACAAAGAGCUUCGGUCUCUUGUAGCUUACCUCACAACUGUUACAACCUGGACAAUCAGGGAUAAGUUUGCUCGUCUUUCCCAGAUGGCCAUCAUUCUCAACUUGGAGCGGGUAACUGAAAUCUUGGACUACUGGGGUCCCAACUCUGGUCCUUUGACAUGGAGACUAACACCUGCUGAGGUGCGACAGGUUCUAGCUCUCCGGAUUGAUUUUAGAAGUGAAGACAUCAAAAGGCUGCGCCUAUAA